AUGGCCGCCAUCGGAGCAGUUGCAACCCUCGCCACCGCCAUUGGCAACGUCGGCACCUUCUUGGGACUCGUCUCAUCUGGCAUCGGCAUCAUGCAGGCGAUUACCCAGAAGCCCAAGGAAGUUGAUUUCUACACCAUUCGCAUGGAGAUCGGAGACAAUCAGGAUGCCAGCGGCAAUCCGCCUUCGAUCAUCCUUUCCGACUUCUCCAACACCCAGAUCUUUGGUGUCUUCGAGGGCAACAGCAAAAAUCCCGAUGACCAGUGUCGUAACAAUGGCGAUAUAGAACUCUUCAGCGGCCUCAAGAAUGCUGAGGCUCCGAUCCAGAGUUUCAAGACCAACAAUGGCUUCAACCUCAAGUCUCUGGAUAUUCAGCCUGGUGGCAAUGGCAUCUGCGUGUCCAAUAUCAUCCUCAAGGGCAGCGAUACCCAGGCCAGACGCGAUGAGGUCUUUAUUCCUAUUGGCGACUUGGGCUUCCAGUGUGGAUACGAGUGGAACUGGGGUGCUAUUCUCGACGGAGUCCGCCAGCGUUGCAUCUGGCUCGACGGUCAGCCUGACGGCACUAACAAGCCCAUCCAGUCUUUGCACCUCGACAUGGAAAACAUUGCCGGUAUCUUCAACAAGGGUCGCAAUGAUACACUCGCAAAGACCACAUUUGAGCAGGCUUGCAAGUUUAUGAGCGACAACGCCGGCCAGAUUGCCAACCGUAACUCCUGCAAGGAGUCCUUUACUAAGCGUUCCAUGUCCAAGAACGAGACCAUCGAAGCCGUCCCAUUGCUUGAUGAGCUCUCUGAUUUCUUCACUGGCAAAGGCAAUAGCCUGGACAAGUACGCUGGCGCCCCCUUCAUCACCUCCGACAACAAGCUCUGGGACUCUGCCAAGAACGGCUUCAGUGACGUUUCUCCUAAGACUGCUCCCAAUAAGCGAUCUCGUCACUUUGCCCGUGUGGAGGAGAAGAGGGCCUGGCCGCGACUCUGA
This is a messenger RNA of Colletotrichum spaethianum, 975 nucleotides long. RefSeq lists its product as uncharacterized. The record is from RefSeq and is a predicted model, not a curated record. Bases 1 to 975 code for a protein of 324 amino acids. The transcript has a single exon. NCBI's taxonomy places the organism in Eukaryota, Fungi, Ascomycota, Sordariomycetes, Glomerellales, Glomerellaceae.